This is a messenger RNA of Insectozyma verbasci, 729 nucleotides long. NCBI's taxonomy places the organism in Eukaryota, Fungi, Ascomycota, Pichiomycetes, Serinales, Debaryomycetaceae. The record is from the annotation of a GenBank genome assembly.
AUGUUUUCAAAAUUUAUAAAUAGAUCAAAAAGUAUAUUGUUGAAAAAACAAUGUUUAACUUCAUAUAGAUAUUCAUCAAUUAUUUCGGUUCAUAGAGAUACAAAAGAAGAUAAUCAAAAUAUGCCAUUUGAAUUUGAUUCAGAAAAUAAAAAAAGAGCAGAAGAAAUUAUUAAAAAAUAUCCACCACAAUAUAAAAAAGGAGCAGUUAUGCCAUUAUUAGAUUUAGGUCAAAGACAAUUAGGUUUUACAUCAAUCAGUGUUAUGAAUUAUGUAGCUAAAUAUUUAGAUAUGCCACCAAUGAGAGUUUAUGAAGUUGCAACAUUUUAUACGAUGUAUAAUAGACAUCCAAUGGGUAAAUAUAAUUUACAAGUUUGUACAACAACACCAUGUCAGUUAUGUGGUAGUGAUGGUAUAAUGAAAGCUAUAACUGAUUAUUUAAAAAUUAAACCAGGUCAAACAACAAAGGAUAAAUUAUUUACAUUACAAGAAGUUGAAUGUUUAGGAGCAUGUGUUAAUGCACCAAUGAUUGCAAUAAAUGAUGAUUAUCAUGAAGAUUUGACCGCAGAAGCAACAGUUGAUUUAUUAAAACAAUUACAAGAAGGUAAAGAGUUGACUUCAAUUGGACCAGUGUUAAAUAAAAGAGAAUCUUGUGAACCUUUCAGUGGUAGAAAAGUAUUAUUAAAUAAAGAACCAACAGAUAUUAGAAAAUUUACAAGAUCAGAUUUAUAA